AUGUUAAAUUUUAUAAGCAAAUACACUUUCUCAAGGUCAGGAGGAACUCUUGCAAGAAAUUAGAAAAAAACAGAAAUUCUUUUAAAUAGGCAUUUACAAAAAAGAGCUCAAUCAUUAAAACAUUAAACAGAAAACUAUCACUUCUUAUAAAACGAUGUUUACAAUCCUGAAAUUUAAAGGGUUUAGCUUUAUGGUUAGGAAUAAAUAGUUAUUGGAUCUUAACAAGAUGCUAGAAGUCCUAAUUUUGUGUUAGCUAUGGUUGGUUAAUUUGAUCCAAAGUCAGUUGUUUUAGGAGGUUUAAAUAGACUACAAUUGAAAGAGUAUCAAAUUGGUAAGAAAAUAUACGAAAAUGAGCCUGUGAUAUAGAAUAAUGAAGAAGAUUUGCCAGCUAAAGAAAUAUUAACUCAUUUUUUCUAAGAAGAUUUAGAGUUUGGAAAUAGCUGGUUCUACUAAGAAGGAGACUAAUGUGUUUAUAGAGUUAUUAAAUCUACAAGAUAAGCAAUUAUGGAAGAUCAUCUUUCAUGCGGAUUUCAUCUUUAUGAAAAACCUAAUAGACAUUUAAUUUUUGGAAAACCUGAUAUAAAUUUAGUUUUUGAAGAUUUAGCUUUACGUUUAAGUUUAAAGUAGUUGCAAGAUGUAUUCUAUCAUGUUAUAUAAGUUGUGUAAGAAGACUUAUAGCAAAAUCAUGAUUAGAGAUAUCCUUAUUUUGAAAAUGAGAGAAUAUAUGAUAUGUUUAGAAUCAAAGUAAGAGAGAUUUAUAGUGACUUAUUAUUAAAUAAGUCAAUCCUUUAUACUGCAUCUAUCUUCAAAAAGACUGCAAGAACUUUUAAAAAAUCAGCAAUAAUUGUUCCUAAUGAGAUUACUAAAUAAGUUGCAGUAUAAACAUUAGAACCAAUGGCACCUGAAUGGAAUUAGAUUUUUAGAGCUUACAUUGAUAAUGAGAAGGAUUAAGGCUAUUUUACAGCUGACAAAUUUACCUCAAAAAAGUACUCUCGUUCUUUUAGGAAUAUUAAGAGGUACUUUAAAGAGGAUCCUGACUAUGAACACAUUAUGAAGGCAGCAGAAAAGUAAUCAUCAAAAUAUGACUACUACUCUAAGGAGAGACCCUUGUUUGAACUAAUUAAAGAGCAGCAAAUUGAUGCAGAUGAAAUUCUAGAAAAAUAUGUUAUAAUUAACCACUUGCUGGAAAAAUCAACUUUAUUUUAUUUAGAAUCAGGAAUUAAUCCUUUUAAUACCACUAUAUUCCAUGGCUUAUUUAAAGAAAAAUAUGGUAAAGGGAAAGAAGCUGUUGAUUAGAUUCUAUAAAAAUAUGAAAAAUAUAACUCGAAAUAUGCUUUAGAAUUACAUAAAUUAUAAAAUUUCUAAAUUAAGCGCAUAGGCGAAUAUGAGUUAGAAUGGAGGCCAAAUUUAGAGUAAUUUUCUUAGUCUGUAAAGAGAUUAGAAGAAAAGCCUUAAAAUUAUAAUUACGAGUUUGUGACAGGUUAGUUAAAUAGAGAAAAGAGAGAUAGAAUUGUAGAAACAGUGCUAUUGAAAACUAUGAUAGGUUUACUUAAAUAGAGGGAAUAAUCAGGAAUUUCUCAAUCAGAUUAAAUUUCUCACUUAAAAGAGUAUUUUGAAGGUAAAAAAACUCAAGAAAAUGUAAAAAUAUUCAAUCAACUAAUUAUUGAAGCAAAUCAUACUUUAGGUUGUAUUGUCAAGUUUCCUUAAACUCAUAAAUAAUUUUUACCAUAUUUAGUGAAUUUGCGUAAAUAUCAGAUUCUUAAAUAGAUUGAGUAAAAACUUGAUGCAGUUGAGGAAUAAGUUAAUAAUGAAAAGAAAUUGAGGUUAUAAAAUUUGACUAAUGUCAUGAGCAUAGAACAAAUAGCUGCUAAAAGAAUAGAGUAAUAAAAUUAAGACAAAGAAGUAGGAUUUGAUUAAGAAGAAGAAAAAAUUGAAAGCUUUAAAGAAUUGUUUGAGAAUUUCCAUGAAUAAAUGUUGGUAUUAGGUGAAAACCCAGAGAAAAUUCCAUUUGAUGUUAAAGGGAAAUCUUUGGAAUAAUUAGAAGAAAUGGGAUUUUAAGCUGCAGGAGAAUUAGAAUUUUAAGUCGAUGACUAAGGAAAGGUUGAAGGUAUAGAAUCAGAAUAAACUUAAGAGAUUUUAGAAUUUUUAGAGACAUUACGUAAAGCUGAUAAUAAGGAAGAAGUUGAAUUCGAAGAAGUUGAUGAUUUUAAAAAAGAAUAUAUUUCAGAUGAUGAUGGAGAUUCUGAUUGA
Messenger RNA from Tetrahymena thermophila SB210, 2250 nucleotides. RefSeq lists its product as hypothetical. Lineage: Eukaryota; Ciliophora; Oligohymenophorea; Hymenostomatida; Tetrahymenidae. The record is from RefSeq and is a predicted model, not a curated record. The transcript is spliced from 6 exons.